Lachancea sp. 'fantastica' is the source of this 1797-nucleotide messenger RNA. The record is from the annotation of a GenBank genome assembly. Lineage: Eukaryota; Fungi; Ascomycota; Saccharomycetes; Saccharomycetales; Saccharomycetaceae.
AUGCCCCAACAGCCGCUCGAUAGUAACCAGCAACCUUAUGGAUAUCAGGGACCUGUUAAGAACAAGCCCACCAACUAUGGGCCUCUUUCCAAUGGUAGCAUCAACGGUAAUGACAUCAUGAUGGCCCCACAUAUGAUAAAUUCUUAUGGGCAUCCCAACAUGGGACAACAAGCUACACACACGGGACAAACGCCACUUAAUGGAUCCGAAAUCAAUAUGACAUCUAUCACACAGCUCCCGCAACAACAAAUAGCUGGUCAAGUGGGCCAAAACUCAAGAUCCAGAAAGCAUAUCCAGCCGUCACCGCAGCAUCCACAGCAUUUAAACCAGAACCAGCAAACGCACCAGCCAAUACCGCAGGGACAAGCGCAGGCGCCAAUUUUGCCCUUGCAUGAUUUUUCAAACUCUGCAUCAGCGGUAGCAUCGCCGUUUGCAACUUCCGCUCCAACACCUACUGGCUCCGCCUCUGUCCCAGCAGUUGCCAUGCAUGGCGCACCAGCUCCCGGACUGGCUCCGAGACAGGUUUCUAAUGGAUUUGGUGGCCCUGCUCCCAGUGCAGUGCCGGUCCCUAUGACAGAAAGUCACACAAAUUUGCAUGCUAUCCCUACAGGAUCUGUACCCAUAACUGCGUCGGGAACUACCCCCGGCGCACUUCCUGCAUCCCCGUAUCGUCAAAACUCAACGUCUAAUACCGGCUACACCAUGCCAACGGCGCCUCAGUCUCAAGUGCGGCCAUACGUUCCAGUUAGCACAAUGCCUUAUCCGAUUAGAAAAUAUCUCUCGAACAUGGCUAUACUACGUUUGCAUGAAAUCAUAAAUUUGAUCAACGUUUCCACUGGCCGAGUGGAUGAUUUUGAUUACUGGAAACGGUUCACUAGUGACCUUUUCACGCCAUAUGGAAUAUUACGAUAUUCUACCAAGGGUGGUGAAGAGACUCGACAAUUCGAAUUCACGACUCCCAUCAUUCCGCUAAUAUGUCAGUCGCUUGGAUCUGUGGGUGUUGUAAGGUUAGAAAUUGUGCCCCAACAGCUGAGAGCCCAAGUCCUAAGUAACGGUACCAUUUUUUUCGACUGUCCGCGCUAUACUGCGACCUAUUACUAUCCAGAUGGUAGCUACAUGAACAAUUUUUCCCAGGUAAAGGGCAUUUUUGAUUCGAAUCUAAAAAUGAUAUGGGUCGAGAUCUCAAGCUACAGUUUCGUUCCCGGAAUAGAGUGGAGCUCGCUCGAGCGCUUGAUAAGUUCCGAGCCGCUCUGUCAUCAAAUCUUCAAAGAUCUGGGACAAUCUCAUGAGACGCCUCGAGCUCAAGAUCAGGAAUCUGAUCAACAGAGUCCCUCGGGACAAAAGGAGCCGCAAGUGCCGACUAAUUUCGCAGCGAUCACAAAUCUUCGAUCUCAGUUUGGAGUUUUUCAUAACAUUUCAAGCUUUGGCGUUCAGGAAAGUUUUAUGCGAGCGCUACAAGUGAAUGAUGUGAUCUCAUAUUUAAAAAACCUGAAAGUUUAUCAAAAAGUGCACAAACUGCGAAGCCCUUUGGGUAGUCUAGAAGCACUAGUAACUUCAUCAAACGCUGAAAAAAGCAACAGCGUGCCAGCGGGCGCUUCGUCAAUAUAUCAGCCCAAUGGCCUUUCUCCAGCACCGGCCUCCACCAUGAGGGCAAGGACGAGUCAGCCUGCUCGACCAGCAGUAAAAAAGCGCAGGCAAAGCGACCUAUCACCUCUGAGCGCCAAUGACAAAGACUCCACACCGAAGCAGGACAAUUCCAAUUUGGUUAGCGACUCCGCCAAGAAAGUAAAAUAUUGA